AUGGGUAACCAUGAGGUUUCAUUCUCAAAGGAGGAGGAUGAAAUUAUUUGGUGCGGGUCGAAGAAUGGUUGUUACUUGGUGAAGGUGGGAAUCACUCUUUUGGAAAGAGAUGCCAAGGUGAAGGAAUGGGAAUCUAAGAUUUGUUGGAACAAUGCGUGUCUUCUAAAAGUUGGAGCCUUUGCAUGGCUGGCUGGCAAUAAGCGGAUUCUUUCUGGAGAUCGCCUGAAGAAAAUGGGGUUUGCAGGUCCUUUUCGUUGUGUUCUAUGUGAAAAGGCUGAGGAGGAUGUGGAUCAUCUUUUGCUAAAUUGUGAAUUUGCUCAGAAGGCGUGGCUUUUCGGGUUGCAGAGAUUGAAUUGGAUGGACCCCAUGGCUGGGAAAUUGUGUGAAUGGUUGGAAUCUUGGCCGAGUUUGGGUAAAAAUUCCAUCUUUGCUGCUAUUUGGAAGAUCUUGCCCUCUACCGUGUUAUGUGAACUCUGGAAGGAGCGAAACCAGAGAGUGUUUGAUGGUAGAGCGGAAAAUUGUCAGUAG
Messenger RNA from Cryptomeria japonica (Japanese cedar), 528 nucleotides. RefSeq lists its product as uncharacterized. Lineage: Eukaryota; Viridiplantae; Streptophyta; Pinopsida; Cupressales; Cupressaceae. The transcript has a single exon. Bases 1 to 528 code for a protein of 175 amino acids. The record is from RefSeq and is a predicted model, not a curated record.